This is a messenger RNA of Callorhinchus milii (elephant shark), 2648 nucleotides long. It is a transcript of the gene rasef, whose product is annotated as RAS and EF-hand domain containing. Lineage: Eukaryota; Metazoa; Chordata; Chondrichthyes; Chimaeriformes; Callorhinchidae. Gene Ontology annotation, molecular function: calcium ion binding; GTPase activity; GTP binding. The record is from RefSeq and is a predicted model, not a curated record. The coding region runs from base 12 to 2105 and encodes 697 amino acids. The transcript has 17 exons.
GCAAUUUCCGGAUGGAAGAAGGAGAGCUGAGACUCCGCUCCCUUUUCCACGCCUGUGAUGUGAAUCGUUCGGGUCAGAUCGAGUACGAUGAGUUUUUCACGGUGUGCAGAGAGCUGCAAGUGCAGGACUCGGAGAUCGACAGCAUCUUCCACAAGUUGGACGCCGACAGAGACGGAUCCAUCAACUUUCAGGAGUUCACUGAAGGCUUCGAGGAGGUUUCCGAGAUGAUCAACUUCCAGGCUCUGAAGGCUGAACACGACUGGGAUGAAUUCCUGCAAAGGCUGGGGGGGGAAGCCAGCUUCAUCCCCAGACCUCAACAAGUUGCUGCCUUAUAUCAGAAUCUGCAGACAGAGCCCAUCCUGAUCCAUAAGUAUGAAUGUGUCAUCAAAGACUUUAUUCGGGACAUCAUACUGCAGAAUGCAGAGAUGGAAAAACUAGCGUUUGCUGUGAAGAGAGCGCAGGAUGAAGCCUCACAGCAGCUGAGUGAGCUGGAGGAGGAGAUCGACCAGAGGAUAAAGACAGCGGUGCAGAACACUCAGAAGGAGGAACAGAGGAAAGCGGAGUCUGAAAUCAAUGAGCUAAAACGCCAAUAUGAUGCUGAAGUGAAUGAGCUCCAGAAAACAGUAACCAAACUGAAGAAGUUAGAAGAACAAUAUAGGACACUUAGUCCAAAGGAGGACACCAUUGCAUUGAAAAGAAAAAUGAAUGACUUUACUAUGGAAAACCAGACCCUCAAGAAAGAACUCCUUGAAGCACAAACUACAAUCAUGUUGCUUCAGAGCGAAGUGGACACCGUGAAAAGUGAUUAUGCGGAUCAGAGUAUGAAUUUAGAAAGGGACCAUGACAUUAUCAGAGACUACACAGAUGACAGAGAAAGUUUAACCCGACAAAUUGAGAUGCUUCAAUCAGCCAACAGAAAGCUUCAUGACAGUAAUGAUAGCCUGCGGGCUGUUCUGGAGAACAGUUUAAGCAGAAAUAAGUCUCUGCGGGUAGCAACCUCCUCCCCAGGACAUAUCACGUUCAGAAGCACUCCAAAAAUAAGUGGAUGGCAGUCUCCACAGACUCCGUUAUAUGACAGGUCGUCCAGAUCUUCCUACGUGGAUGAAGACCUGGAGUCUCUGGCUCUUUGUGACCCAAUGCGCAGAAUCAGCUGUGAAGUAGAAAGCCUGACUGAAAGCUGUUUUGACAGUGGAUUGUCGACGCUGAGGGAUUCAAAUGAGUACGAUUCCGAGGGUGAUUUCAAGCAUCAAAGGAAUUUUCAAAGGUCACAGUGUGUGCAGGAAGGCUUCGAGGGUGACGCCUCUGACACAGAUGUCCCUGAAAUUCCAGAUGAAGGUUCUUUUGGCCACGACAGUGCAGACACAGUGUUGGAGUGGAAACCGUCCCAGCCAGUGAGCCGGAGUAGCUCUGGGGCCUCCUCAUCACGACGCUGCAUCUCUGCCUUUUCAUCAAAGUCUGACAGCACGGAUGUGAACCCAAAAUUCCCUCAGUCAAACAAAGCCUUCAAGAUCGUGCUCGCUGGGGACGCAGCUGUAGGCAAAUCCAGUUUUCUUCUGCGACUCUGUAAAAACGAGUUCCGAGGGAACACCAGCGCCACCUUAGGAGUAGAUUUCCAAAUGAAGAGCUUGAUUGUUGAUGGAGAGCAAACAGUGCUGCAGCUGUGGGACACUGCAGGCCAGGAAAGGUUCCGGAGUAUUGCCAAGUCCUACUUCAGGCGUGCGGAUGGUGUUUUAUUGCUGUACGACGUCACCUGUGAGAAAAGCUUCCUUAACGUUCGAGAAUGGGUGGAUAUGAUUGAGGACUCAACUCAUGAAAACAUCCCUAUCAUGUUGGUUGGGAAUAAGGUGGACCUGCGGGAACGAGCGAUUGAGGAGGGGCAGAAGUCGAUCCCCACGAGCUAUGGGGAGAAGCUGGCAAUGACGUACAGUGUACUGUUCUGUGAAACCAGUGCCAAGGAUGGCUCGAAUAUCAUCGAAGCAGUUCUUCACCUGGCUCGGAAUGUGAGGAAAAGAGCAGAGGAAAGGAGCAAUACGGAUUGUGUAACUAGUCUGUCCGGGACCCACCUGAACAAAAAGCUGCCUAUGAAAUCCUGCUGCUCUACUUAAAGGUGGUCAUUGAAGUCCUCUGUCUGAUCUGCUCUCUGCAUACUUUGUGAUCAAGACUAUCAUUUGAGAAGAGCUCACUGAGCAAAAGAUAAGCAGUUGAAGGAUGAGAGGAAACGAACACUUAACCAGCCCUGAGUUAGCUGUGCUUGUGCUUCAUUUAUUCCAUUAGCAACUUGAACUCUGUCAAACUGCUGCCAUAGGACUUGCCAGAAACAAGGCUGAGACAAGCAAAGUAUAUCUAGCUCAUUUAUCCGUAGCUGUAUUUGUACAAAGUGGUCUUAUUUACAUUUCAGACUUCUAAGGAUGUUUCCAGAAAACAAUAUUGCUGCUUUUUAAAAUUUUGGAUAUUAUUAUGGCUCAUGUUACCUCCAUAAAUGUAUUUAUUUUUAAAAAAAUCCACAUUCAAGUCACCUUUACAGAAGCUUUUUAUUGCACUUAGAAAUGUAAAUAAGAUUAUUUUUAUGUGACCGGAGUAGAAGGAUUAUCAAAAUGUUCAGCAAUGUUUAGUGAAAUAUAUUAAAUGAUAUGUUCCAUUUUAUUAGA